GUCAUUAAAUACUGUACCUCAAGGACACGGGGCUACUAGAGCUAAGUUCCUUUUCUUUUUCUCCUUUUCUGACACCUACCGACCUCCAGCUCGGUAGGUGGCGGUACUGUACCUUUACGUUGAUUUGCCAGUGAAAGGAAAAGGAAAAAGAAGCAGAAGAAAAACUGUUUGUGUUUGUUGCUGUACAGGAAAGCAGUGAAAUGGACACAAUUGUGGAUUUGGUCCAAGCAAAGCGCAGUAGAACGCUGCUUGUCCGCCACUUACCCCCUGAGCUCAGCCAGGACGAGAAGGAGGACCUCCUGAAGUAUUUUGGAGCCGAAUCAGUCCGGGUCUUCUCAAACACGGGUCACUUGAAACAUGCAUCCUUUGCAACCUUUAGAAGUGAAGAGUCAGCAGCAAAAGCUCUCAGCAGGCUCCAUCAGUUAGAGCUUCUUGAUCACAGACUUGUUGCAGAGUUUGCCAAAGGCCAAGAUUGUGUGACGGUGUUAAAAGACCCACCGGUAUCAGACAGUCGUAAGCUUGUUAAAGAAGAGCAGAAGAAAUAUGAUACCAAACAGCCAAACAUUCCCCUCAUUGAGACCAGCAUCGCACCUAGUCUCGGGUUGAAAUUUGAGUUAAAUCCCACUCUGAAAUAUUUAUACCCACCACCUUCUAAUGGCAUUCUGACAAAUAUAACACAUGCCCUCAUCAGUGUGCCAAAGUUUUAUGUCCAAGUACUUCAUCUGAUGAACAAGAUGAAUUUACCAUGUCCAUUUGGCCCAGUCACUGCCAGACCACUCCUGUUUGAGCACCUGCCUCCUGUUCCAGCCAUCCCCAUGCCCCCCCCCUUUCCUCCUGACUACCCCCCUUUACCAGAGGAGGAGAUGGAGCUCUCCAAUGAGGAAGAGUCAGAGUAUGAGAGUGGAGACGAUGAAGACAAGCAGAGAAUUGUUUGUCUGGUGAAUCAAGCGUGCAAGAGGCCCAUGAGACCAAAAACAGCUUCAAAAAGAAAGAAGCCCAAGAUCAAAGAUCUGCUGUAUGCUCCCAAACCAGACUCUCAGAGUGUUUCAGUGCUGCAGCCCCGUGACGUGUUCGAGCAGGACCACCCUGCUGGGCCAAGGAAAAUUGAAUUCCACUUUUCGAUUCCAGAGUUGGUGAGCACAGUGGACAGAAGAGGGCACGAUCAAGAGACAGUGGAUGAUGAGAGCAGAGAUGAGAGGGAGGUUGCUCAGUCUCUCAGCGAUAAGAGUAAAGCUGCUGAAGGUUUUGGGAAACUCUACCCCAGCGCCCAGGUGUCUCAACCGCAAGAGGAGCACAGAGAUGACGAGCAGGAUUUCACCUCAGGCGUCAUCUCCAGAAAGGAGCUGGAGAAAGGCCACCUGACAAGAGAUGAAAUGAGACAGAUGGCUGUAUUUAAACACUAUAAACCAGGUGAACCAACCUGCAGGCUGUAUGUGAAGAAUAUUGCAAAGCAAGUGGAAGAGAAAGACCUGAAGUACAUCUAUGGGAGAUACAUCAACCCUUUGUCAGAGGCUGAGAGGAACAUGUUUGACAUUGUGUUAAUGAAGGAGGGGCGAAUGAAAGGCCAGGCAUUCAUCGGACUGCCCAGUGAGCAGAGCGCAGAGAAAGCCCUGCAGGAAACCAAUGGCUAUGUUCUCUAUGACAAACCCCUUGUUGUCCAAUUUGCCCGAUCUGCAAGACCAAAACAAGACAACACGGACUCCAGGAGAAAUCCAAAAUAGAAAUGAACUGAACAGGUGAGUGCGGACACCAAAUCUGCCAAAAUAAUAAAUUUUCACUGUCAUAGUGUUUCUGUAUGUAUAGAACAAGUCUAAUUAAUUGCAAUUAUUUACACUUUGUUUCAAGAUACCAAGGUUUCAUAUUGUGACCCAACAGAACUAAUUGUAUCCAUAUUCUGACAUAUCCUUUGGGAUUGGCAGCGAUUUAUUAGUAGUUAUUGUGGCACAACUGAAACUUAAAACAACUUAAACACUGGGUACCAUGCAUUGUUCCGAGGGUUAUUGUGUCUUACAUGUAGUGUACUCUAAAGCUG
Messenger RNA from Monopterus albus (swamp eel), 2032 nucleotides. It is a transcript of the gene rnpc3, whose product is annotated as RNA-binding region (RNP1, RRM) containing 3. The transcript has 15 exons. Gene Ontology annotation, cellular component: U12-type spliceosomal complex. The record is from RefSeq and is a predicted model, not a curated record. NCBI's taxonomy places the organism in Eukaryota, Metazoa, Chordata, Actinopteri, Synbranchiformes, Synbranchidae. Gene Ontology annotation, molecular function: protein binding; pre-mRNA intronic binding; U12 snRNA binding. Gene Ontology annotation, biological process: mRNA splicing, via spliceosome. The coding region runs from base 201 to 1721 and encodes 506 amino acids.